This is a messenger RNA of Nicotiana attenuata, 2456 nucleotides long. RefSeq names its product RNA-directed DNA polymerase homolog. The record is from RefSeq and is a predicted model, not a curated record. NCBI's taxonomy places the organism in Eukaryota, Viridiplantae, Streptophyta, Magnoliopsida, Solanales, Solanaceae. The coding region runs from base 1531 to 2214 and encodes 227 amino acids. The transcript has a single exon.
AGAAGAAGAAGAAAAAUAAAAAGAAGAAAAAGAAGAAAAAGAAUGAAAAUAAAUCUGGAAAACAUACCUGUUGAAACUAAGUUGCUGUUGUACUGUUGAAGUCUUGAAGAAGAAGAAGAAGAAACCUAGUUUGCCUGAACAAAUCGCUGCUUGAAGUCAGGAAGAAAUCGCUGGUUUGAAGAACCCUAGUUUGCUGCUAAAGAAAUCGAAGAAGUGCUAAAACAGAAAUAGCGAUUUGGGUCUUUUGAAAAAAGACUUUGGGUCCUUUUAAUUGAAAAAUCGUCCGCUUCGAUCGCUUCUGGGCGCUUCACCGCUUUUCGCUUUUUAGAGAGAAGCGGUCGCUUAUGCAUACCUGAGCCGCUUUUAACACUGCUAGCGAUACCCCUCCCGCUCCGCUUCGCUUCUCGCUUAAAGCGAGGAAGCGCCUGCUUUUUUUAACACUGUAAGUACGAGCAGAAGUCUUUAGUGUCUAAAGAGCCCAUAAGUAAAUUUCCUUACUCCAAACAGCCCCCUCUGUUGCAAGCCCUUCGGUGUCUAAACCACCUUUGCUUCCAACUCCUCCUUCCAAACUAGCCUUACCUCCACCUCCCCCAUCUACCUCCAAUCCAUCUUAUUCAACCUCGAAAUUUCCUGUCAAACGCCUUUCCCCUGCUGAGAUUCAACAACGACGUGAGAAGGACUUUGCUUUUCUUGUGAUCAAAAUAACUCUCCUGGUCAUAAAUGUAAACCUUUUCCCCAUCUCUUGAUCAUCACAGAUGAGACAUCUGACUUGGUUAACUUCUCUGAUUCAUUUGUUCCCGAUGAUAUCUUGGCCGAGGAGCUUCAAUGCCUCGAGGUUCAAUUGCACUCGGCUAUAUCCUACCAUGCCUUGGCAGGUGGAAAUUCCUCGACCACCUUACGAUUUUGUGGCCAUGUUAAUGGCUCCCCAGUUCAGGUGUUGUUGGACGGUGGGAGUACCCAUAAUUCUAUUCAACCCUGGGUAGCAAAAUUUCUGGAUCUUAAGGUGGAUUCUACCCCGAAUAUUUCAAUGGUGGUUGGGAGUGGUCAGCGUCUCCAAUGUGAAGGAGUGAUUCGUGAUGUUCCUCUCACUAUUCAAGGGUGUCUCCUUUCUCUUGAGCUAUAUGUCCUUUCUUUCCAGGGUGCUGAUGUUGUCUUGGCUUGCUACUCUUGGCCCAGUAGUAAAAGAUUAUAGUCGCUGCUGUUUUGAGUUCACUCUGGCUGGAACUCGCUAUGUUUGGAAUGGUGAACCACCGCUUGAGGUUCAACCUGUACAACUUCAAAGUCUGCGGCGUUUGGCCUCUAUGGAUGCAAUAGCUUCAUACUUCUGCUUGGAACUUGUUCAGGAUGUUGGUUCUUCAACCCCUUCUUAUCCUCCUGAGUUGUCUAAUGUCUUGCAAGAUUUUCGAGAUGUUUUUGGCAAACCACAUGGUCUACCUCCAGCUCGUUCCCAAGACCAUGCUAUCCACUUAUUGCCAAUGGAAGGAUCUGUGAAUGUGAAACCAUAUCGUUAUCCGUAUUUUCAGACAAGUCAUGGAGCAGUUAGUUGGGAAUAUGCUUCGGGAAGGCAUUAUUCGACCCAGUACAAGCCCAUUUUCUUCUCCAGUUCUUUUGGUUCGAAAGGACGGUACGUGGCGAUUUUGUGUAGAUUACAAAGCUCUGAAUGCUAUCACUGUGUGUGAUAGGUUUCCCAUGCCCUCUGUGGAUGAAUUAUUCAAUGAAUUAUACGGCGCUCGAUAUUUUUCCAAGCUGGAUUUGUUAUCUGGCUAUCAUCAGAUCCGUAUUCGACCUGAGGAUGUUGCUAAGACUGCAUUUCGCACUCAUGAGGGUGACUAUGAAUUUUUAGUGAUGCCUUUUGGUCUAUUGAAUGCACCCUCGACUUUUCAAGCCACAAUGAAUUGCGUAUUUAGGCCAUAUCUUCGGAAAUUCGUACUUGUAUUUUUUGAUGACAUUUUGGUAUAUAGUGGCUCAUGGGAUUUGCAUCUUCAGCAUUUGGCAACAGUCCUUCAAGUGCUUCGUGACAACUGCUUAGUUGCAAAAGAAUCUAAUUGUCUAUUUGGCCAACAACAAAUAGACUAUUUAGGACACGUGAUUUCCUAUGACGGUUUGACUGUGGAUCCUCCCAAAAUUCAGGGUAUAUUAAAUUGGUACUCCAAAGAAUGUCAAAGAAGUGCGAAGUUUUUUGGGAUUAACGGGCUAUUACCGUCGCUUCAUUAAGCAUUACGCUUCCAUGGCUAGUCCUCUCACUGAUUUGCUUAAAAAAGAUGCAUUUCAGUGGAAUGCUUGUACUCAAGCUGCCUUUGAUACAUUGAAGCAGGCCCUUGGCUCAACACCGGUGUUAGCAUUGCCAAAUUUCUCCAAGGAGUUUCGUCUGGAGACUGAUGCAUCCGGGACUGGUAUUGGUGCCGUGCUGUCUCAAGAUGGACACCCAGUUGCUUAUUUUAGCCAGCAAUUGUGUC